AUGAAAAUACGUUCGCUAAUUAUUUUGACUCUCGUCGUGUCUUCGUGUGCAUUUCCAUCCCAGAAAAGGCAAUCGGAAGGUGAAGACCAUCACAUAGGAGAAUUGCAAGCAAGGGAUAACAGAAUCAGACAAAAACCUCGAGAUUGCAAAUCUAAGUGUGCGUCAAGUAUAGCGCAAAAAGCAGCAGCAGAAGCGAAAGCAGCUCAAGCGGCUCAAAACGCCGCCGGGGCUCAAGCAUCUCACAUGGUAAAGACUCAACUAGCAGAAAAAGCUCUGCAAGCGGCAAAAGCAGCAGAAGCAGCACUUGCCGGAAAACAAGCUGUUGUUGAACAAUUACAGCAAGAAGUUAAGGAAGCUGAAGCUGUUGUUGCAGAAAACACAGCUUCAGUACAUCAAAAUCAAGGAGCUUUGAACCUAGGUCAACAAGCAGCGCAACAGGCUGCUGCACAGCACAAGCUUUUGCAACAAGCAGCACAACUUGCAGCUCAAUUAGAGAAGGCAGCGAAUGGACUUCUCGAGAAACUAAAAACUGGUGUGCAAGAAAAAUGUCAUAAUUUAGCUGAAUCCCGAGCAAGAUUAGCUCAUCUUCAACAUAAGCUACAAUGUGCUUGCGCUGAAUGCGCAGCAACAAAACAAGCUGCACAUAGCGCUUGUGAAGCUGCUAGAGCUGCUUGUGGUAAUGCAAGAAAAAAGAAACAUGUAAUCGCUAAGAGAAAUGAUCUGAUACCGAAAAUAUCUAAACAUGGACGAUGA
This is a messenger RNA of Pieris macdunnoughi, 753 nucleotides long. Lineage: Eukaryota; Metazoa; Arthropoda; Insecta; Lepidoptera; Pieridae. The record is from the annotation of a GenBank genome assembly.